This is a messenger RNA of Sphaeroforma arctica JP610, 693 nucleotides long. RefSeq lists its product as hypothetical. The record is from RefSeq and is a predicted model, not a curated record. NCBI's taxonomy places the organism in Eukaryota, Ichthyosporea, Ichthyophonida. The transcript has a single exon. The coding region runs from base 1 to 693 and encodes 230 amino acids.
AUGUGGAGGCCCGGGUAUUACGUGGUCGCGUUCGAACUUGGCGUUACCGUGUGGGAAGUCUUUCCAAGGAAGGUUGCCAUAGAGGCGCUUGGUGGACUGGCGCCAGUGCUGUGUGUAUGCGUCGUGAAGGGAAGUGGCUUUGUCUGUGUGGUCAAGGAUGCAGUAGGUAGGGACUUGGUGGUUGUACUUAGUAGCGAACAUGUCGAUGUCAACGGGGCUGAAGACCUGUGCGACGUGUUUGUCAAACAGUGCGAGGUGAAGUUGGUAGUCGUCGUAGUAUGUCAGCGGCGGAGGGAUGGGGAUGUUGUGGGUAUGGGCGAUGGCUUUAGUUGUGCGGAUGGAUCGGUGGCCAAAGCGGGCAUGAUGGAUGUGGAGACUGUCAGCCUGGAAAGCAUUCAGGUUGUAGCGCCCGGCAGAUUCAUCAAGGACUUUGACGGUGGUACCAUCGUGUGUGAUAAGGCAUUGGGCGAGGCUGUCGGGAGUAGGGAUUUUGGGAAAGGAGAAAGUGUAACCGUUGCGUUGCAUAUUGCGUACAGAGAGGGUAGGCUGGCUGGCGUCGGGGAGGACGAGGGCAGGGCCGAGGCCAUUGAUGGUGCCACGGGCAGGCGCGGUGACGAAGGAGCCGCCCGCGAGCUCAAUGACGAAUUGACAAUGUUCGACGUGGAGAAGUGCGUCAGCGAAGGUGACGAUUGA